AUGAAAAUUGGGAGUCCAGAAAUCGAUGUGACGGUCAUGGACCAGCAAGAAGUUCACUGCGACUUGGCAAAUGAAUUUGAUUUGGACUUCAAUAUGACCGCGCCGAAUAGAAUCAUCAUGAAUAUAACAGAAUCGAUGAGUGCAUCUGAAUUGAAAUCGACAUUUAAUGCGAGCUUGGUCGUUGACUCAGAAAAACGAGUUGGAGGAGAAGUGAAUGUCAAAAUUGAACCGACUUUCUAUGGCGACUAUAAAUUUGCCAAGUGUUUUCAAGAUCAUAAAAAUCGAACAAUCUUCAAAUUUAAAAUGAAUCCUUGA
Molecule: messenger RNA, 315 nt
Organism: Oikopleura dioica
Lineage: Eukaryota; Metazoa; Chordata; Appendicularia; Copelata; Oikopleuridae
Source: the annotation of a GenBank genome assembly